Molecule: messenger RNA, 1464 nt
Organism: Tripterygium wilfordii
Lineage: Eukaryota; Viridiplantae; Streptophyta; Magnoliopsida; Celastrales; Celastraceae
Product: GDSL esterase/lipase At1g09390
Exons: 5
Coding region: 130-1245 (371 amino acids)
Cellular component (GO): chloroplast stroma
Molecular function (GO): hydrolase activity, acting on ester bonds
Source: RefSeq, a predicted model, not a curated record
GUUUAGUUUACAGUAGUUGGUUCAUGCUUUGGGGGUGGAGGCAUGAAUGAAAAUUGAUCUGUUUGUUUGUUGGAUCACUCAGGGACAGAGACAGAGACAGAGACAGAGACAGAGUGUACAUUUGUAGCUAUGGAAGCUUCAGAUUCUCCGCUAAAUCCUCCUCCUCCUUCUGUCUUCUUGUGCUUCAUCCUUCCGCUGAUUCUCACUUCUCUGCCACACCUAGUUGCUUCGCAGUGCAAGAACCCACCACUCAUCUUCAACUUUGGCGAUUCCAACUCUGACACUGGUGGACUCGCUGCCGGACUUGGCUUCCCCAUCGACCUCCCCAAUGGCCGUUCCUUCUUCCGCACAUCAACUGGCAGAUUGUCCGAUGGACGCCUCCUCAUCGACUUCCUCUGCCAAAGUUUGAAUACAAGUCUGCUUAGGCCAUACCUAGACUCAUUAUCAGAGUCCAAGUUCAGUAAUGGUGCAAACUUUGCAGUUGUGGGGUCAUCAACACUUCCCAAAUAUGUUCCUUUCUCGCUCAACAUUCAGGUUAUGCAGUUCCUUCACUUCAAGGCCGUAACUCUUCAAGGCAGUACAGCUGAUUCAGGGUUUAAAAUCAGUAAUGAAGGCUUUCGGAAUGCCCUUUAUAUGAUUGAUAUUGGGCAAAAUGACGUUGCUGAUUCAUUUUCCAAGAAUAUGUCAUAUAUUCAAGUAACAAAAAGAAUUCCAUCCAUUAUUACAGAGAUAAGCAAUGCUGUAAAGACUCUAUAUGAUCAAGGUGGCAGAAAAUUUUGGGUUCACAAUACAGGGCCAUUGGGUUGUCUCCCUCAGAAACUCACGUUGGUUCAAACCAAAGAGCUGGAUACCUGUGGAUGUCUUUCAAGUUAUAAUGCAGCAGCGAGGUUGUUCAAUGAAGCACUACGCCAUUUGUGCCAAAGGUUGAGAUCAGAGUUGAAGGAUGCUACUAUAGUAUAUGUAGAUAUAUACGCCAUCAAGUAUGAUCUCGUUGCCAACUCCACAAAAUAUGGUUUCACAAAUCCACUAAUGGCAUGCUGUGGGUAUGGAGGACCUCCAUACAAUUAUAACAUAGAUAUCACAUGCGGUCACUCCGGCUCUCAGGUUUGCAAUGAAGGAUCACAAUUUAUAAACUGGGAUGGAAUCCAUUACACAGAAGCAGCCAAUGACAUUAUAGCUUCGAAAGUACUUUCAAGAGCUUAUUCCACUCCGAGCACUGCGUUUCAUUCCUUCUGUAGCAAUUGAAUGUGUUGAUUCCAUUCCAGGACAAUGUGGUGGUGUUCUUGGUCUCUUGUAUCCCAGUGAAACCCAUGAUAAUCUCUUAAAAGGGGAGAGAUUUUCAUUUUGUUGAAGGAAUGAAGAAUUUGAUACAGGUGCUCCUGCUCGCUUAAUUUAAUUUAUUCAUUUGCAUGGACUAGUUUUUUUUAUAUGGACGGGUGAAAUCAUGUCUGUCAAAGUCAGGAA